AUGCGACGAAAGUGUUUGUGUGGCAGUGUCGCGCCAACAGUGGCUGUGAACGCGCUGCUGUGUGGACUGCUCCCCACAGUGCUAGCGGCGGUGCUGCUGACAACAACGCCCGCGCAUGCUGUGGAGGCACAACCCGCAGUGCUGUGGCGGUUUGAUCGAGAAACGCCGGAAGUGGCAUGGGAUUCGCUGGGGAACAAGCAGGCGGCCAUUCGUCCGCCCGCGAAGAAAGUGUUGGAGGACGCGGUACAGGCAGAUGAGUGGCCUGGACGUGUGCUUCAGUGCAAUGGUCAAGAUGGCUACGCCGAGGCCCUGUACGACACCCACACGGAGUUCCAGACCAGAUCCCUGUGGAUCAAGAUGGAGGACACGAGACAAACGGCCUCGCUGCUCUCGCUCACGUCCCAGGACGAUGACACGCACGUGAGCGAACUGCGCCUUGUCCAGGGCCAACUGCAGCUGCACAUCUUCAACCGCGCCGGCACAUACGUCAUCAUCGCGCCAGAGCAGGACGUCAGCUUCUCCGCAAACGAGUGGCACCAUGUGGCCGCUGUGCUCAACAGCACGGACGGCACCCUUUUCCUCGAUGGGCGCGUCGUCGCCAAAACGGCGCUGCCCUCCGUGAAGCUCAACGUUGACACGCUGAUCAUGUGUCGCCGCUUUACAAAAGACUCGGCUGCCGAACAAAGCGGCAUCUCUGCCCUUCCAUUCACCGGCUACAUCAACGACGUCUUCUUCUCCCCAUCCGCCCUCACACCCGCCCAGAUUGUCGCCCUUGGGGAGCCCGCGCCGGUGACGACGGCAGCACCGACCACGUCCACAACAUGGGCCGGCACCCAGCAGCCACUGCACGUGUGGACAUUCGACAACGUGGAGCAGGACCUUGUGCGAGACCAGGGGAUGUUGUAUGCAACGGGGCUUGUGCAGAACGCUGUUCCGGACAGCAACGUCGUGCGCCGCGGUGCAGGCUCGCUGCUGUUUCCAUCUGGUGUACAGAGCCACGUGGAGAUGGUUGACGUCAUGCUGGUCCGCCCCUUCACCCUCACGGCGUGGGUACGCAUCCGCAGCGACGCCCCCAUGCUCAUGGUUGCCCUGAGCGUGCUCUCGGAGGACAAGUCGCAGCUGUUUGAGAUCCGUGUCAUAUCCGGUGUUGCGCAGGCGCAGCUGACCACAUCAGCAGGCACAACCCCGCUCCUCCCAAGCAGCGGAGACGGCGUGCUUGUGCCCGAGCGGUGGCACCAUGUUGCCGUGCGCUUCAGCAUCAACCGCGCUGAGCUGCUCUUUGACGGGCACGUGAUUGCCAGCAUGGAGGCGACCCCUGCCCUGCACCCGCAGUGGUCGCUUGACAUUGGCCGGCGCAUGCUCGACACGCCCAUCUACCACUUUGAGGGCUGGAUUGACGAUGUGGCCAUUGCCAACGACGCUGUCCCAGACGCCGCCAUCAUCCACGAAUACACGGCACUUGUUGGGUAUGAGCUGACACAGCGCGUGAGCGGUCUGCCAAACAUGACGCAGCUCGCAGAGCUGUCGGCGUCAAACGCGCUCGUGUUCGUUGUGGAAGCCGGAUCCGAGCGCCAGUGCGCACGCGAAUGUGACGCCAACCCAAACUGCCGCGUGCUGCUGCUGUUUGCUGGGGAUGGACAGGCUGUAUCGCUCGCUCAAAACGACGACCACAACAACAACAACAACAACAACUACUACUACUACUACUACUACAACUACUACUACUACAACUACAACUACAACUACAACAAUUACAACAACAACAACUACAACAACCACCACUACUACUACUACUACUACUACUACUACUACUACUACUACUACUACUACUACUACUACUACUACUACUACUACUACUACUACUACUACUACUACUACUACUACUACUACUACUACUACUACUACUACUACUACUACUACUACUACUACUACUACUACUACUACUACUACUACUACUAG
Salpingoeca rosetta is the source of this 1959-nucleotide messenger RNA. RefSeq lists its product as uncharacterized. The coding region runs from base 1 to 1959 and encodes 652 amino acids. NCBI's taxonomy places the organism in Eukaryota, Choanoflagellata, Craspedida, Salpingoecidae. The transcript has 5 exons. The record is from RefSeq and is a predicted model, not a curated record.